Molecule: messenger RNA, 938 nt
Organism: Somion occarium
Lineage: Eukaryota; Fungi; Basidiomycota; Agaricomycetes; Polyporales; Cerrenaceae
Source: the annotation of a GenBank genome assembly
GGGUGGAAGCUGCGACCUGCCAGCUGUCUACGACCUUCAUCUAGAGCACUUCGUCUGACCAUGGCACCGUAUCUUGAAACCGUUAAGUCGUUCGCAGAUGUCCCGAUCACCGACGCUGGCGUCGACACUGUUGCAUUUCUAGAGGCUGCACAGGGCGUGGUUGGGCUGUUUGACCUACUCGGUUCGGCUGCCUUUACGCCCGUACAAGCCGACUUGAAGGGCAACAUCAUUAAAGUUCGCGCAAGAUAUAACGCCCAUCCUGAGCUCUCGACUACUCUCGAACAGCUGGUAGAGAAUGAGAAGAAUGAGAAGAAACGUGUCGCAACCGAAGGAUUGCUCUGGUUGCUCCGUGGCCUUUCCUUCACUUGCAAAGCCCUCCAGAUCGCGCAGGCUAAUCACACGGAGGAACUUGCCUCUGCGUUUGGCAAGUCAUAUGAGUCGACCUUAAAGAAGUUCCAUAACUUCGUCGUUAAGGGAAUCUUUGCAGUAGCAAUGAAGGCGUGCCCGUACAAGGCGGACUUCUAUGCCAAACUUGCUGCCGACCCUGCUGGCGGACCUCCGAUUUCCCAGGACAAGCUGAACGAGGAACUCAAUACGUGGCUGGCUGCACUUGAUGCUAUUGUUACGAGAAUGCAAACAUUCUAUGAGACUGGCGGACAUAACAAAGGAUUAUAAAUUAGCAAGUAAUAUUACCAACAUACAUACCCAUGAAGAAGUUGCUUCAUAGCUUUUGAACAAACUUGCGGGUGCCGUAUGGCAAAAUUCAGUCAUUGACGUAACGUGCAGAUAAUUCAAUGUCAUGCCGACUUGACUUAGUGUUUCUCGAAGUUCAUCAUGUGGACUGGGGAUGCAGUAGUAAGGGAGUAACAUGGCUAGUAUUGUAUUGCAUGCAUGUACCACAUACCAGGACCCGGCUUAAUGGAGUUUGCCAAGAAGUU